AUUCCGAAAGGGGCCUGUUGUUUGGAGUCUGGGACUGGGCGGAGUGGCUGCGAGGCGGGACGGACAGAAAGGGGAGCAGCAGCUUUUCUCUGAGGGUAGCUUGCCGGGCUUUUAUCAACCCCACUCCCUUUACUCCUUCGCAUGAGUGAGGUGUCGACCGAUAAAAGGCGAGUUCUCUGGCUUGCGUUCUGUUCCUUUCGACAUUGAGAUAGGGUGUGCGUUAAGGCAUCAACUGAGUAGGGGAGCUAUGAUGCUUACAAAGUCAUGGUGGCUUCUAGUCCUUUGUGUUCUGCUGCCCUCUACUUAUGCCCAUACAGAUUUCUUCACUUCAAUAGGUCACAUGACAGAUUUGAUAAAUACUGAGAAAGACCUGGUGACUUCAUUGAAAGACUAUAUCAAGGCAGAAGAGAGCAAGCUGGAACAGAUUAAGAAGUGGGCAGAGAAGCUGGAUAAGCUGACAGACACUGCAACAAAAGACCCAGAGGGAUUUUUGGGCCAUCCUGUGAAUGCAUUCAAGUUAAUGAAGCGGCUUAACACAGAGUGGAGUGAGCUGGAGAAUCUAGUCCUGAAAGAUAUGUCUGAUGGGUUUAUUUCCAACAUGACUAUUCAGCGCCAGUAUUUUCCUAACGAUGAAGAUCAGACUGGUGCUGCCAAAGCUCUCUUACGGCUCCAGGAUACAUAUAAUUUAGACACAGACACUCUCUCAAGGGGAAAUCUUCCAGGAGUGAAACAUAAGACAUUUCUAACAGCCGAAGAUUGCUUUGAGCUGGGCAAGAUUGCAUACACUGAAGCAGACUACUACCAUACUGAGCUAUGGAUGGAGCAAGCUCUGAAACAGCUGGAUGAUGGAGAGGUUUCUUCUUCUAUUGACAAGGUUUCUGUUCUCGACUACUUGAGUUAUGCUGUGUACCAGCAAGGGGAUCUGGACGAAGCAGUGAUGCUCACAAAGCGGCUACUUGAGUUGGAUCCAGAACAUCAGAGAGCAAAUGGCAACAUGAAAUACUUUGAAUAUAUCAUGGCUAAAGAAAAAGAAAAAGAAGCAAACAAGUCUAUUGCCCAAACAGAUGAACAGACUGGAAAAGAAAUUAAAACCCAGAAAAAGGGAUCUUCCAAGGAUAAUCUGCCAGAAAGGCAGAAGUAUGAAAUGCUGUGCCGUGGUGAGGGUCUCAAAAUGACUCCAAGAAGACAAAAGAAACUCUUUUGCCGCUAUUAUGAUGGGAAUGGGAAUCCUAGGUACAUACUGGGUCCUGUUAAACAAGAGGACGAAUGGGAUCGCCCUCGGAUUGUUCGCUUCCUUGAAAUAAUUUCUGAUGAAGAAAUAGAAACUGUGAAAGAGCUUGCAAAACCAAGGCUGAGGCGAGCCACCAUUUCAAACCCCAUAACAGGAGUCUUGGAGACUGCACAUUACAGAAUUAGCAAAAGUGCCUGGCUGUCUGGAUAUGAAAACCCUGUAGUGGCACGUAUUAAUGCAAGAAUACAAGAUCUAACAGGGCUGGAUGUUUCUACAGCAGAGGAGCUCCAGGUAGCCAACUACGGCGUAGGAGGCCAGUACGAGCCUCAUUUUGAUUUUGGAAGGAAAGAUGAGCCAGAUGCCUUUAAAGAACUGGGUACAGGCAACAGAAUUGCAACGUGGCUAUUCUAUAUGAGUGAUGUUGCAGCAGGAGGAACAACUGUAUUUCCUGAAGUAGGAGCUAGUGUUUGGCCUAGAAAGGGAACAGCUGUAUUUUGGUACAAUCUUUUUCCAAGUGGUGAAGGAGACUACAGCACAAGGCAUGCUGCCUGUCCAGUACUAGUUGGAAACAAAUGGGUAUCCAAUAAAUGGAUCCAUGAACGUGGACAAGAAUUUCGAAGACCAUGUACUUUAUCAGAGUCAGACUGAUCUAUACAUUUCCCAUUUCUCUUCCUUUUUGUGCAAAUUACACUUCCCUUCCACAUUUCCCUUGAUUAACACUGAUAGUUUGCACUAACACUCCACUACAACUUUUGUCUCCAGUGCCGACUAGUGCUUCAUCUAUCGACAAAUAUCUUCUCUUACCUAAGGACAAAUACCUUUGCUAAUAUACCCAUUUACAUUUUUAUAGAGAGAAUAUAUUUGAUUUCUGAAGUCUGAGUUGCCAUGGCCAAAAAUAACUUCUGCAGAGACAUUAUAAACUUCAUUAUACUGAUGGUAGAAUGAAUGUGGACAAUCUAUCCCCAGACAAGGACUUUGUUUGCUUGUAGGGUACAGUAUCAAUUGUCUUUUCUAUUCUAUUCUAUUGUUUUUAGAAUGCCUGACCACUGCUAUAAAACUGUGGACAGGGACUGUGAGUCGCAUCCCAUUGACAUCAGUGGCAAAACUCCACCAAAUGCAAAGAUUUUGGGUUGAGUCCAUGAGCUUUCCUUUCAAACUGUCUAUUUCUGGAUGGCUUUGUUAUGAACAUUCAGACACAGAAGGUCUUUUUUUUAAUGCCAGAUGGAUGAACCUCGUUGGUUAUCCUAAGAAAUGAGCCAGCAGUUACGUGCAUAUAAGUGACUUGAGCAGCACUGUCUUGUUACAGCUUCCAAAAACAGCUGGGGGUGGGGGUGGGGAGGACAUAAUUUGUUUUCCAGGUAUGAUACAUCUUUUUAACUAUAUGAUUCAAUACCUUUCUUUUAAAAAUUAAUUGCUGCUUUUAUUGUUUCAUAAUUUGAAAUAACCCUGUGAAUCGAUUCAGACAAGAAUAUCAUGGGUUUAAACACAGCAUUGUGCCUUAGACUGUUGGUCUCAUUUGUAUGAAACAAUCUGUAUAAUGAGAAAAUGCACACUUUCAUUCUGAAAAUGCCAAACUUUGUUUCUCAAUUGAGGUGUUUUGUGACAAAGAUGAUAUAUUUAUAAUACUAAAUCUUUUUUGAAAGCUUUUUGUUUUGUGUAUGUUGUGGACCCUGAAUGCGUACUGUCUCUGCUUACUAGUCUUUUACUUAAAGUAGCACUGUAUUUACAGGAAGGUAAUUUGAACUCUGAAGAUGUUAGUUAAAGCUCUCUUCUAUAUUUUAGCCAUUUUAUUUUUCUGAAUGAGGAUUUUUUAUUUCUGUAGAGAGGUCUCUGAUCAGAGCGUUUUGGCAUGCUUGGCAUUUCUUUGAUGCUUUCUCUCAAAUGCAGCCAAAGUUCUAUCUGAACAAAAGUGAAUGAUUUGGAAUCCACUGUACAAAUAAAUUUGUACAUCACAUCAGUAGUUUGAUCAGUAUUUUGGAACAGAAAUAGAUGACUUUUGUACGAGAUCAUGAACUUGUAUGAACUUGCUAGAUCCUAAGAUUCAUGUGGGGGCCAUAAAUAACAUCUUGACUCUCUAGUGCCACAAACAAAUAGAGGCUUGCUUCCCCAAAUUGCUAUAAGCUGUGCUUUUUUUGGUAAAGUAAAUAAAUGGUGUGCUAAGUUUGAUAACAAGAAAACUAUAUAGCGCUGCAUUCACACUUGAAUAAUGGCCAGGUCUUGUUGUGAAGACAGACAUAACGUAAAAAGAGCUCAUAGUGUGGGCCUCAGCCAUGGGAGGGAGUCCUACCAGCUUUGCAAUCAAAAUAAGAGGCAUGCAUAGUAGUUGAUCAAAUGCUGGCUCAGUUAUCCCUUCUUUAGUUGAUGGCACUACCUGGCUGUUCUACAUUUGUCUGUUCUUUUGUCCCCAAUGAAUUAAAGAUGUUUCCAUUUAAAAAAAAGAUGCUCCUGGGAUUGGAGGAGGGGAGGUUUGUUAGUGAAAUCACAGGGGCAGGAGAAAACAAUUACAGUUAACACCAAGUGCAGCUGACUUGUUCUGUAGAACUUGCAGAACUAUUUUUCCUUUUGCACUCAACCCUAGAGAGGAGUCAAUUGCAAUUGAAGACAUUUCUGGAACAGUCCCAAUACUGUAAGACAUUGCUUGUCUUCAUCCUUAUUUUUCUUUUUUCCCACCCCUUCCUAGAGAUGGGGCUCUUUGAAAAACUUGAAUAUUACAGAGAUUGCCCUAUCUUGGAAAAACUAAGCUACUGUUGUCAAAGUGAACUGUAAUAAUCUAAAGACUGAAUGUAAAGAUAAGAGAAUGACUAGUUUGUCAAAACUGCCUGCCAUACCAAAGGCUGACAUAAAGGCUGCAAUUCCAUGCCUACUUAUUUUGUACUAAUACAUUCAACUCUGUGGCCUGAUUUGGAUGUAAUACUAAGCUAUAGUUUAGGGUUAAUGUGCAUGAACGUCAGAUUUAUGCACUUCCUCUCCCACCUGUAGUGCAGCCAUGAAGAGGAGAUAGGAAGCUUUCACUUCCGUUUUCAGAUGACUGUUUACAUCCAGCCUAGACAAACUAUACUUAGCCUCAGCUGUGACUUAAGGAAUAAGCCAACUUUAUAAACCAUGGUUUGAAGUUUGUUUGUCCCUUUAACCAUAGUUAAGAGUAACCAAAGAUUGUCUAGGUUUAUAUAUAACGGUAAACUGCAGUUAAUUAAGAAUGGCAGCAAAAUCUUUUGAUUUCCUCCACAUAGUUGUCAUGGAAUGGAGGAAAGCACACAAUCCAAGGCUCAUCAACAUAACACUAAACCAUUGUUUAGCAUUGCUUCCAAACAAAGUCACUGUGCCAGGAUGCUUCAGUUUACUUAAACAGAAAAAAAGAUUUAAUUUAAGCAUAUCUGUAAACUCUGUGACUGUGAAGUCUUUAAAGUAAGGCAGCACACUUUGCAAUACAGCUGAAACUGAAGAACUUCCGUUUAUUUUGAUAAUCAUUUGAUUUUAGUGCCUGUUACUUCCAAGUGUAAAAUACAUCACCUUAAUUAUAUUGUGGAGUGCAUUGCCAAAAGGGCAUGCAUAAAUUGAGAAGGAGUAUUGCAAGAUGGAUGGUUGUGACAAUGAUCCUCUUAAAAGAUACUAUAGACAUUAAUUCAACUCAGAGUACUUUGCCCUUAACACUAUAACUUGUGGGUGGACAGACAGUGCCAAAUCCAUUAGUUCUAGAAUGUUCUAUAUUAGAACUGCUGUUUUAUGCUCUGUAUUGUGUUUAAGUUACUAGUAAACAGCUAGCGAAGCUUUCUUUCUGUUCGGGAAAUGUUGCGAAAAAAAUUGCAACCAACAAUAGCAGAUUUCAGCUAAAUUAAGCCACAGACAUUUAACCAGUGUUAGUAAAUUCCUCUUGUAAGAUUAAACAGCAGUUCUCAUCCUUGGCUUUUCUGUCUGUGUAGUGGAAAUUUUCCACUACUGCCAAUCCUAAACACACCUUGACUAACAAGUCACGAUACAUGCAGACUUCUAUUGAGCAGGCUCUCAAGUGCAUGAGAAUGCUUUCUAUGAUUUACCUUCAUUCAGAGCUUUUUCCAACAGUAAAGUAAAUAUGGAAGCCGUUAGUCUUACAGAGCUUUGUAUAGCCACAGUUCUUGGGGUGGAGAGUGCAAGGCCCAUUUUCACCUACAAGGUGAUGUAUCCCACAUUACUUUUAAAGGCUGACAAAGGUGAACCAUCUUAGCUUGAGAGCAACCAGUGUUUAGUCCCAUAUGUUGAAAACAGCAUAGGUGUUUGAGUGCUAUGUUCCAACAUGUGUCAUUUGCUUGCUAUGGUAAAUAUAGAAUUUCUGUCAUCAUUCUUUUUUGCAAAGGCAAUGCACUUUUUUCCGAUUUAAAAAAAUAAAUCCAUGAAUUGUACAGAGACAUGGGAAACACAAAGAACACAUUGGCUUUAGGAGCAUGGGAUCAUCUAUUAGCUUGUUUCUGUCAAGUUGUAACUGCAUCGUAGCAAUCUGUUCCCAGAACAAAACCCAAACCAAGAAAACGUUGCUUUAUUUUCAUUUAAAAGAAGCGGAAUUACUGCACAAUGGAACUGACUAUGAACUACAGAGAAGUCUUGAGAGCUAGAACAGUAAAGCAAUGGGACAUUUUGAUAGUGGAUGGAAGUUUAAAGUUUUGGCUCUUGGAUUUUACUGAAGAAAAAGCCCUGUGAGAUGGAAGAUGAGCCAAAACAGUGAGUUUUGCUAACCUCUUGCUAACAUAAAGAAAUUAAUCUGUUGAGAGUUUUUCUGGAGUUUGUAUGGAAGGCCUGCAGUUCUGUGCCACACACUUAGGAGGCACCACUGAAAUCUAAAUAUUUUUGUGUAUCUGAGUAUGAAAUGUUACUUCAUUCAUGAAGGUUGCUUUUACUGUCUUCUAUUCCAUAGUUCAUGAAAACAUCUCAGUUUCCUAGGAAGCAGCACACUUUAGGAGUUAGGCACUUGGAAUGUUUGCAUUUCUGUUCUUGCUGGUUUAUUGGCUCGCUUAUUACUCACAAUGUGAAUCGCUCCCAUGUUUGAAUAAGUGAAACUUAAUUUGGUACUUCUUUUUCCAGCAAAAGUUCACUUUCAUGUCUCCAUUCCUGAAAAAAGCAACUAAUUUUUGCAGAUGAAUUGGAUCAUUCUUAAUGGUGCAAGAAAAUGUUUUUACCCAUGAUACUAAACCCACUUUUUUUCAUUAGUCUUCUGCAUUCAUGGUUAGCCAAGGAGACCUAGAUCUUGCUGCCUUCUCUGUUGCUUUAGGGUCCUGAGCUUAACUCUUCUGUGAAUGCAGUUCUGUGUGAAGUAUGAAUGAUAACUGUUGUGGCUUACAAUGGUAUUUGAGAAAUUGCCUUACUGUAUUGCUUUUUCUUUUUUUUUGUAAUAAAUAAAUGAUGUAAAAUGUAAAUAAAAGCCUUUGCCAUUCAUAGGGAGAA
This is a messenger RNA of Rhineura floridana, 6643 nucleotides long. RefSeq names its product prolyl 4-hydroxylase subunit alpha 1 (gene P4HA1). Gene Ontology annotation, molecular function: procollagen-proline 4-dioxygenase activity; iron ion binding; L-ascorbic acid binding. The record is from RefSeq and is a predicted model, not a curated record. The coding region runs from base 248 to 1879 and encodes 543 amino acids. Gene Ontology annotation, cellular component: endoplasmic reticulum. The transcript is spliced from 15 exons. Gene Ontology annotation, biological process: peptidyl-proline hydroxylation to 4-hydroxy-L-proline. NCBI's taxonomy places the organism in Eukaryota, Metazoa, Chordata, Lepidosauria, Squamata, Rhineuridae.